AUGGAUCAAGUCUUAAGUGGCCUGCCUGGAGUACAGUGCUACCUGGAUGACAUCUUAGUCACGGGAAAGACUGAGGAAGAGCACUUGAGGAAUCUGGAUGCCACCCUGCAAAGACUGGAAGAAUAUGGACUCAGAGUCCGCAAGCCUAAGUGCGAAUUUUUUAAAUCUUCAGUGGAGUACUUGGGGCAUGUGAUUGAGCCCAAGGCUUACACAAGGCUCCAUCAAAGGUCCGAGACCCCAGCACCACAAAACACCCACGACCCCAGCCCCGGCUCGAAGACCCACGCCCCCAGCCCCGACGCCAGUCCCGGCUCCCCAACGCCCGCCCCCAGUCCCGAUCAGGCCGGCGCCCCUCGCAAAGACAACGGAGCCGCAGAGGCCGGCGCCCCUCGCAAAGACACCGGAGCCGCAGAGGCCGGCGCCCCUCGCCCGACGCCGGAGCCACAGAUCCCGGAGAUGGAGCUGCAGAGCCCGGCGCCCCUCGCCACGACCCCAGAGCUGCAGAGCCUGGUGCCCCACGCCACGACGCUGGAGCCGCAGAGCCUGGCGCCCCACGACGCCGGAGCCGGCAGAGGCUGCUCCCUCCUCAUCAUCCCUGGAUCUCUGUUGGCCAUGCUGACAGGAGGACAGAGGUCACCGUGGUGUGAAGUUGUCAGCCUGCUCAAGUUUGCCUUCAUCACCUCCUCCAUAGGGAGCAUAGCCAUCCUCUGUGUGCAACAGCUGAUUGGCGUGGCCUCCACCAGAAGUCCUUUCUCUGUUGUCAUGGCAGCAGGCUGCCUUGCUUCUUGGGUGACAGGGGUGGUGUUUGGUAGUGUCCCUGUUGUCUACACCUGGAUCAGGUAUGACCCUGCAGAGAUGUUGUGUGCUGUCUUUUGGGAGAACAGUUACUCAGAUAUGUUGGUCUAUAUUCUCUGCGCUUUCUCCAUUUGUAUCUUCCUCCCCUUCCUCCUCAUCAUCAUUUGCUCUCUACUGAUUGCCACUGGCUGCCACUCAAGCUGCAACAGCAGGUCUGAUCUGUCUUCAGUCUGUCCUUUGCUGGUGGCCUCCUACAUGCUCUGCUACACUCCUUUUGUUGCGUCUGAGCUGAUCCUGCUGGGUAGGAUGGACCUGUCCCUGGCACCUGAUUGGUUAAGGACUCUUUCAUCAGUGAUGUCAUACCUGGACUGUAGUCUGAACCCUCUUAUUUACUGCUCUCAUCAGAACUUCCGUGAAGCGAGCCUGGCUCUGCUUUGGACCAGAAGGAAACCAUUGACAGAGCCUGUCCUCACUUCUAUCACUAGAUAUGACAUGUGAACUUCUGACUGUUUCCACGUGUAUUCCCCACAAAUAUCAAGCACAUGUGUA
Messenger RNA from Pungitius pungitius (ninespine stickleback), 1344 nucleotides. RefSeq lists its product as uncharacterized. Gene Ontology annotation, biological process: G protein-coupled receptor signaling pathway. The transcript has 10 exons. Gene Ontology annotation, cellular component: membrane. The record is from RefSeq and is a predicted model, not a curated record. Gene Ontology annotation, molecular function: G protein-coupled receptor activity. The coding region runs from base 1 to 1293 and encodes 430 amino acids. NCBI's taxonomy places the organism in Eukaryota, Metazoa, Chordata, Actinopteri, Perciformes, Gasterosteidae.